Molecule: messenger RNA, 3720 nt
Organism: Rhinolophus ferrumequinum (greater horseshoe bat)
Lineage: Eukaryota; Metazoa; Chordata; Mammalia; Chiroptera; Rhinolophidae
Gene: FTO
Product: FTO alpha-ketoglutarate dependent dioxygenase
Exons: 9
Coding region: 103-1617 (504 amino acids)
Biological process (GO): DNA alkylation repair; RNA repair; regulation of multicellular organism growth
Molecular function (GO): broad specificity oxidative DNA demethylase activity; mRNA N6-methyladenosine dioxygenase activity; ferrous iron binding
Source: RefSeq, a predicted model, not a curated record
GCCGGACGGAAGCAGGAUGCCGAAAGAACUACACGCAGGAGGCGGGGUCCAAGGCGAGGGAUCUACAAGACUAGCCGUGGCGAAGGAGGCAGGAGCGGCAGCAUGAAGCGGACCCAGACCGCCGAGGAACGAGAACGGGAAGCUAAGAAACUGAGGCUUCUUGAAGAGCUUGAAGACACUUGGCUUCCUUAUCUGACCCCCAAAGAUGAUGAAUUCUAUCAGCAGUGGCAACUGAAGUAUCCUAAGCUAGUUCUCCGAGAAGCUGGCAGCGUCCCCGAGGGGCUCCAUAAGGAGGUGCAAGCAGCCUUUCUCGCCCUGCACAAGCAUGGCGUCCUCUUCCGGGACCUGGUGAGGGUCCAAGGCAAAGAUGUACUUACUCCGGUCUCUCGCAUCCUCAUCGGUAACCCAGGCUGCACCUACAAGUACCUGAACACCAGGCUCUUCGCGGUGCCCUGGCCCAUGAAGGGCUCUAACACGAGAUACAGCGAGGCUGAAAUCGCUGCCGCCUGUCAAACCUUCCUCAAGCUCAAUGACUACCUGCAGGUCGAGACCAUCCAGGCGUGGGAAGAACUUGUCGCCAAAGACAAGGCCAGCAUUGAUGCCGUGCCGCUGUGCAUAGGUCCAGAUUUCCCCAGGGUUGGCAUGGGCUCCUUUGAUGGACAGGACGAAGUGGACAUUAAGAACAGGUCUGCAUACAACGUCACGUUGCUGAAUUUCAUGGAUCCCCAGAAAAUGCCAUAUCUGAAAGAGGAGCCUUAUUUUGGCAUGGGGAAAAUGGCCGUGAGCUGGCAUCACGACGAAAAUCUGGUGGAAAGGUCAGCGGUGGCAGUGUACAGUUACAGCUUCGAAGGCCCUGAAGAGGAAAAUGAGGAGGACCCUCAACUCGAAGGCAGAGAUCCUGAUGUUUGGCACGUUGGUUUCAAGAUCUCGUGGGACAUAGAGACCCCUGGUUUGGCAAUACCCCUCCACCAAGGAGAUUGCUAUUUUAUGCUUGAUGAUCUCAAUGCCACCCACCAACACUGUGUUUUGGCUGGUUUACCACCUCGGUUUAGUUCCACCCACCGAGUGGCAGAGUGCUCGACGGGAACCCUGGAUUAUAUCUUACAGCGCUGCCAGGUGGCUCUGCAGAAUGUCCGUGAAGAAGCGGACAGCGGUGAUGUCUCUUUGAAAUCCUUGGAGCCUGCAGUUUUGAAACAAGGAGAAGAAAUCCACAAUGAGGUCGAGUUUGAGUGGCUGAGACAGUUUUGGUUUCAGGGCAGCCGAUACAGAAAAUGCACCGAUUGGUGGUGUCAGCCCAUGACUCAGCUGGAAGAACUGUGGAAGAAGAUGGAAUCUGCGACAAAUGCUGUGCUUCGUGAAGUUCGAAGAGAGGGGGUCCCUGUGGAACAAAGGAAUGAAACCUUGACUGCCAUCCUUGCCUCUCUCACCACACGCCAGAACCUGAGGAGGGAAUGGUAUGCCAGAUGCCAGUCCCGAAUUGCCCGAACUUUACCCGCGGAUCAGAAGCCAGAGUGUCGGCCCUAUUGGGAAAAGGAUGACCCUUCGAUGCCUCUGCCCUUUGACCUCACAGACAUCGUUUCAGAACUCAGAGGUCUGCUUCUGGAAGCAAAAGCCUAGAAGGAGCUCCCGUCUCAGGUGGAGGAGGAAAAAGAGAUUGUUGGCUUCUCUCCUCCAUCCUUGCCAUGGGGUCUGGCAAGAGCAGCGUGGGUAGACACUUUUAGAUUGUAGGACCUGGGUCCCAGUGAGAAACAGCUAGGGAAUGGAGCCCAUGAAUAUUAAAAUGUUUUAAAAUGACAUGGUGUUACAAUCUGAUUUAGUAUGAAACAAGAUCCUCCCCUCCCCCCAAAAAAAUUAUCCCCCACUUGGAUUUUUAAUGUGAGCCAUUCAGCUCCCAAGGGCCAAGGUAGAGGACGAGGGGAGCCCCGCGUGUGGCAGAGCCUAAGCUACUUUCCUCCUUCUCGAGCCUUUUCGGGGACUCAAGAGUGGAUGACUGAUGUCAUCUGGGUGAAGACAGACUUAGAGACGUUCAUCCCAAUUUCUCACCACACCCUUCAGAGGCUGUACUGUUCAUUAUAGCAGCCGCUAGCUUCCUGCGGCUUCUCAAAUUUAAAUUCCACUUUAAUCGUAAUUAAAAAUUUAGUUUCUCCAUUGCACUGGCCACAUUUCAAGUGCCUAAUGGCCAUUGUGGAAAGUCCUAGCGGACUAUACUUCUACACAGAGUUUGAGGGCAGGAGAUUCUCCCUUUCACUUCUGUCCCCAUAGGCAGAAUAAAUUAAAAGAGGAACGACUCACGGAAGCCUCUUCCCCUUCUCUGAGAACGACCUAAGUAAAAGCCUGACUUAUGAGUCCUGUCCUCUGCACACAGGAAUGGAGAAGUGUUGAAAAUAAAAAGUUAAAGUUGCCCUCCUAUCUUCAGGAUGUUUCCCUGAUCGAAUGGAAGACACACAGCCCUGUGGACCCUGCUUCCUGGAUUAAGCCAGCAUAAUAUUUUUUUUUUCCCUAGAAUUCCCCCAUUCGCACGUAAUGACAGGUGAGAUUGAAGUUUGAAGAACCCCAGUGCCCCAUCCUGCUGACACUGGAGCGUUGGAGAGACGGUGCAGAGCAGAGGUUAAAACCUGGCUCUGGCUUUAGAGUGCCUGGAUCAGAAGUCCCACUAGCUUUGUGACCUUUGGCAUGUCACUGUGCCUGGGUUUCCUCAUCUGUGUCAUGGGAAUACUGAAGGCACCAACCCACAAGGUCUAACCGCAGACUUGUUAGAACAAUGUCUGACACGUAGUUGGAUACCCAAUAAAUAUUAGAAUUAUUAUGUGUCAGUGAGCUGACAUGAUGUAGACAUUUUCCCCUCCCUUCCUCAAUCCUUGUGCCAGUGUUGUGAUGCCGUGCACACGUCCCUCCCUUUCGGGCCUGGCUCCUGCCCUUCAGUGACUCCAGGAAUGGGGAGAAUAGUUUGCCCCUUCCCCCAGCCCUCUGCCUUCUUCCAUAAUUGCAGUAGUUUGAAAGUGAAGAAGACCUCUGGCCCGUUGAGAGGGGCACUGAAGACCAAAGCUCUCCUGCCUUCUGAAUCUCGCUGGUUCUCGAUACACGUUCAUUCAGAGCAGCCAGGGUCUCAUCACGUUGAGACUCGUCCUCUGACACCGUGGGUGAAUUCCUGAUGUCCCUGAGCCUCCACGUCCUCAUCAGUAGAGGGGAUGAGGCGAGCCUUGCAGGGUUGUUCUCGCUCAGAUGAAAUCACUUAGGUGAGGAGUACACGGCACAGAGAAGUCACAGACUGGACACCCUUGGGGCCAUGUAGCCUCAUGUGUGAUUUGGUCCCAUGAUGUUUGUUCUUUGUUAUAUUUUAUUAGGUGCCAAUAUUUAAAAGUCGGGCGAUUUUUUAUAAAAACGUGUGCAGUCACUUCAGAAUUCAGAACAUCGGGCAGCCCUCGGCCUCCGUCCCAGCAGGGGCGACGAGCUAAGUACCCUGUCGCGCUCAGGCGGGGCCGUGAACCGCUCGUGGCCCCUGUCGCUCCCUCGUGCCAUUUAUUGUCAACCCAACCUCCUGCACCCCUUCGUGUCAGCACUCCAGACCUGCUUGCUUAGCCCCUUCGGUAGAAAUCAACAAUAAUGUUUAGUGCUUACCCCAAUAUAUGUGUAUUACUGUCGCCGUCUUCAGAGACUGCUUGUGCUAAUGUGCCGUGUACAUCAAAACAGUCAUAAACAAUAAAAACAUUAGAGGGACGA